AUGUCGUGGAACGCCGUUAAAAUAUCUAGAAUCUUAAGAAAGUUACUGACUGUAUCUACGCUACGAAUAUUGGAUCUCAGCAACAAUAGAAUCUCAAGGCAAGGAGUAACAGCUAUCGCAAAUAACCUUGAAUCAGCAGUUAGUCUACACACUUUAGAUUUAUCCAACAAUCCAAUAACAUCCCGUGAUGCUUUUUUGCUUCUCAGCAAAUUACGAACAAAGUCUAUUUCACUCGUCAACUUAAUUAUGGAUAAUAUAGAAGUGAAUAGAGAGUUUGUGAAGGAGCGUGCUAGGAUUCUGGCUCUGAAAUAUCGCCGUAAUUGCAAAAUAACUUAUGGACCUGUGCGUCACGACUAUGUACUGUCAACUCCUGAUUUGCGAGAGAUUCUACUGAAACGAUUUGACUACCUCACCUCCAAAGGCUCGAAAAAACAUCAAUUAGAUAUAGGACUAUAUUUCCUAGAGAAAAAAGAGUUGGAAAAUUUUAUUCAACCACGUCAAGUACAGCGUGAUAUGAAAAUAGCUGGGGUUUCAGUAGACAACGAACUCAUUGAAGGUGUGCUUGACAUGUUUCCUGGUCCGAAAUUGGAGAAAGGAGGAAAAACAAUGGAUUUAGUAGGUAUAGUAGAAAUAGUGAUGCGUUUGUGGCCUGAAAAAAAAUUACCACCAAAACCAGAACCUGAACCGGAAGAACAGAAGGUUGUAAAGGGACAGAAAGGGAAAAAGAAAAAGAAGAAGAAGUAA
Molecule: messenger RNA, 744 nt
Organism: Danaus chrysippus (African queen)
Lineage: Eukaryota; Metazoa; Arthropoda; Insecta; Lepidoptera; Nymphalidae
Source: the annotation of a GenBank genome assembly